GCAAACACGGCCAUGACUGCAGUUGCCCUGGCAUACCUCGAAUGCCGCUGAAUGCUCACUAGUAGCCACACAUAUGUACUGACCCCCAUUGAACAGACCAGUAUCCAACAGAUUCCAACUUUGGUAAUUCGACAUUCGCGAAGCCACUGGUCCUUGAUAAAGCAGCCGCCCUGACCAUUCGUUAUCUCCAGGAUCGAACAACUUGGUUGGGGACGUAGCUGACUCGUGCGUAGUUCCCCUCAUACCGGACGCCUCGCAAUCGAGAGGGUCAAGAAAAGUCUCAGCACCACCGUCAAACCUUUACUAGUAGACAGAAGACAACGAUGCUCACGCUAUACUUCCUCGCUGCCAGCGUCCUGUACAUCGUCUAUGAACGAUUGACACUAUCCCCGCUCAGCAAAAUCUCGGGGCCGUCGUUGGCUGGGGCGACACGACUAGUGCUCAUGUACCAUGAGUUCACUGGCACCCGCAAGCAAUGGAUCCACGAGCUCCACCUCCGGUAUGGUCCCGUCGUACGGAUCGCUCCGGACGAGGUAUCCUUUGCGACGUGGGAUGCUGUGAAGGAAAUAUACGUCUCUGAAGGCAGCGGAUACGAGAAACCAAUUCUAUCGACUGUUCGACAACUACGGUGCAUGUUCUCCGCCGUACAAAAGGGUCCUCACGGCGAACGAAAGAAGAUAUUUGCCGAUCGGUACACCAAGUCGUACAUCAUGCAGCCCGAGGUUGUAAGCGGGAUCCAAGACCGCGCCACAGAUUUCGUCACCAAAUGCACGGAGAACCUCGGCAAAGCCGCCGAUAUCUAUAUGAAAGAAAUCGCGUACCAAACCAACCUCAUAGACUCGUACAAGGAAUACUAUCUCUCAGACUACCUCCCCAGCGAGAUCGUUCCCUUCGUAGCCAAAUACACCCGUCGGCCCCCAAGGCCUAGGCGCGUCGCGACCCAGGUCAUGAACACCGCCAGGCGCACCGACGUCGCGAGCCACACCGUCCUCGCCAAGCUCCUCGACGAGAAGCUCCCCACUAAGUCGAUCGCCUCCGAGCUCCUCGACCACACCAUCGCAGGGCACGACACGACUGGCGACGGGCUCUGCUUCCUCAUGCACGAGCUCUCCCUCCCGCGGACGUCCGCCGUCCAAGAGAAGCUGCACCACGAGCUCGCCGAGAAUCCUAGCGCGCCGAUCGACGACCUGCCCUACCUCGACGCGGUGGUGAAGGAGGGCCUGCGGCGCUUCUCGCCGAUCCCGAUGAGCUUGCCGCGCAGGGUGCCGAAGGGCGGGCGGCGGAUUGGCGACGUGUUCGUGCCGGAGAACACGAUCGUGAGCUGUCAGGCGUAUACGCUGCAUCGCCUUGACGAGAAGGUGUUCCCGGAUCCGGAGGAGUUCGUACCGGAGCGGUGGUUGGAGCCUGCGGGCGCGUUGGAGCGCAAUCAGCUCUUCUUUGCCUUCAGUACGGGUGGCAGGGGAUGCAUUGGAAAGCACCUCGCGGUGCUUGAGAUGAAGAUGCUCUUGAGAGAGGUGUAUUCGACCUGUCAUACUCGAGUUGCGCCAGAGAUGUCCGCGUCGAUGGCGCAGGAUGACCAAGUCAUCGCGUCGCGGCCAAAGGGACAGCAAUGCCUAAUAGUCUUCGAGAAGCUUGCUUAACCGAGUUCGGUCAACGGCCGUGUCCGAGACGCGCAAGAUAGGGUUGACGGAUCGUAUGUAGUAAGGGUGGUAGCCUGGACGCCUCUGUUGUACUGUAGCAUUGACAGGAAAAGGUCUUAGCCUCGAAUAACAAUAUAGUUCUCUCGCGAGGAA
Molecule: messenger RNA, 1793 nt
Organism: Fomitopsis serialis
Lineage: Eukaryota; Fungi; Basidiomycota; Agaricomycetes; Polyporales; Fomitopsidaceae
Product: cytochrome P450
Exons: 6
Coding region: 324-1640 (438 amino acids)
Molecular function (GO): iron ion binding; monooxygenase activity; oxidoreductase activity, acting on paired donors, with incorporation or reduction of molecular oxygen
Source: RefSeq, a predicted model, not a curated record